CACGCACGCACGCACAAACACAAACCGAGCAGACGCAAGACGUAGAGCUUGACAUCAUUUCUCCAUAGUCCGAGCCAGACGGAGUUGUGCGCGUUAGUUACCCACAUCCGAUCUCAGAACAAGGUGGAACCCUUUGCAGCAGUGGAUGUUCGCAGUGCUAAAAAUUGUUCCACAAUGAGGCAUUGUGCUUUGGUUUUGAAAACUCAUGAAAGAAUGGACAGAUAGAACAAGGCCAUAAUGGAUGAUCCUGGAUUGAAGAUCCUAUCAUUUUCCACCUCAGAGGCCAUUUUGUUUUGUAAAGCAACUCAUCAUACACCAUAAAAACCACAAUCCAUUUGGCAGGAACAAGCCAGAACUGGAUGCCUGUUACAGCUGAGGUUCCUUUAAAUCUUUUCUCUGGAAAAUCCACCCCAAGUUUCAGUUUGUCUUUACCAUGAUGUUGAGAAGGAAACUGUACUUAGGCGCUUUGCUAGGUGCUAUUUUGUUUUUAAUGAUAGCUGCUCACACCAUUCAGAAGGCCAACGUUGUGCCCAUCACAGUUUUACCCUCUCACCACGAUGUCGGGAUACCAACGAAGAACCAGACAGAGUUACACCCUAUCACCAAGCCAACACGAGGUCAUUCUUGUAGCUGUACGUCCUGUAUAGCAGACAUGGGUGUGUCAGAGUGGUUUGACCAACACUAUGAUCAUAAACAGAAACCUUACCUUACCGGCAGGGACGAUGACAUAGAUCCAGUCUCUCUGAAGUGGUGGCUGUCUUUGCAGACAUCUAAUGGAAGGAUCAAGGAUGCCACCCAGAAGAUGUUUAAGAUCAUUUCCCCUCCACCUGAAGACAGAACACCACGGCAAAACCAAUGUCGGAAAUGUGCAGUUGUUGGAAACUCAGGCAAUCUGUUGCAGUCCAAAUAUGGAGCCUUGAUAGAUUCCCACUCAACUGUUAUUAGAAUGAAUAAAGCCAUAACUGUGGGUUAUGAAGAGGAUGUUGGUAACCAAACCACCCACCACUUCAUGUACCCAGAGAGUGCGAUUGAUCUGAGACCUGGUGUCCAUCUUGUCCUUCUUCCUUUCAAAUUGAAAGACUUCCAGUGGUUGUCAAGCGCCCUUUCCACAGGAGAGAUCAAAAUGACGUACAUGAGAGUGAAAAAUCGUGUAAAAGCUGACAAAGACAAGGUGAUAGUUGUAAAUCCAGCCUUCUUUAAGUACACACAUGACAAAUGGACAGAGCAUCAUGGAAGGUACCCGUCCACUGGGAUAGUAGCCAUUAUAUUUGCUCUGCAUCUCUGUGACGAGGUGUCAGUGUUUGGAUAUGGGGCGGACAAACAAGGACACUGGCACCACUAUUGGGAGUUCAACAAAUACGCAGGUGCCUUUCGAAAAACUGGCGUCCACAAUGCAGAUUUCGAAACUGAGAUCAUUCAGAGGCUCAACGCAGAGGGCAAAAUCAAACUGUACAGAUGAGCCUGUAAUUGUGGCCUUUAUUGACUCAGUAGUGCUUAAUGCCAUGUAAAUGCAGGGCCAGGACCUGCACAGCACCCGUAUGAAAGCCAAAGAGACGCAGAUCUGUGAUCCACCCUACUAUUAAUUGACCACUGUGAACUGCACUGAACCAAACCCACAGACAUCAAGCUGUAGUCCUAAGACCAAAUGAACUCCUCCUGUUCUCUAACAGCAUUUUACUCGCUACGUGCCUGAAGAAAAAGACGGAUGUUGCCUUCCUCCCAGUCAGACAUUGAAACUUUGAAGAAGAUGAACAGUAAGCAAAUUGGCUUAAUCUGAGCCCCCUUAUGUACUUCUUUCUUAUUCAAUCUGUUCUGACUAGCCUCACAGUGUCUGCACUGGAAAUUUGCAACGUGACAAAACUAGAUGGGUUUCAUGUAUGAUCAACAAACUGCUAGAAAUAUGUUGAUCAUCAGUGCCAUUCGCUUGCAGAUGUUAUAAAAAUCCAGUUUUCAGGACAUUAAUGCCUUAAAGUCAACAUGAAGCAGCAUUCGCAAUCUACUUUUCCUAGUGCAACAAAAUAUUCAGUGAGGAAAAAUGGGCGGGGUUUGAUUUGAACCAUUGGUAAUUGAUUGGAUCGUGAAAAGUGGGUGUUGGACCAUAUGACAGGUGGAUGGUUGGACAGUUUAGUGAUGUCAGCCGAAAAGAAAUAAGGUAGAGCAAGUUGUUAAAUUUUGAUGAAAGUAGGGCUGGACGAUUAUGACGAUAAGAUUAAUGAACGAUUAUUUUGUUUCUGGGUUUUUUUUUUUUUUUUUUUUGCCCUCAUAGUUCACUGAUAAGGUUUGUACUGUAAAAAUGAUUGAAUAUUAAAGGUGGGAUAUUUUUUCCUAUUGAAAGAGUGAUUGACAGCGCACUUUCAGCAGUUAUUUUAUCUAUGGUUCGUAACAUUUCUUACAGAUUUUUGCUCGUUGUAAAUCAGAUACAGAUAAAUUAGCACAGUACCAGUACGUAAUGAGAGCUUUUGCAUGUGUGAAUUAGUCAUACUGUCUCUCUUUUAAUUGUGAAGCUGUGGGUUGUAAAUAGUUCCUUCAAAAUAUAUGCUAUAAUAAGUUUUGAGUUUCUAAGCUACUUUAGUGAUAAAUCACAGGACAGCGCUGACAACUAGUUUCUGCAUUCCUCUCUGCGCGCGCGAUCUUCACGUUUUCCACAGCUACUGUUUGCAUGAGUGUUCGUGCCACAAUUCAGUUGCGCAAGCAUGGUAGCUCGAUAUAACACACAUCCGAUUGUCUACAAUCGCUUGAAUGUACAAACUAGCAAACCUUUAAACACAUACUGACAAAGUUUAGUGAAGACGCAAGGCUUACCACUCGCGCGCCAUUUCUAUAGGUUGACUCGGCGUUCACCUCCGUGUUGCUUUCAUGCCACUGACUGGACGGGGCAGAGUCAGGUGGCUACACACGCGGUAGUAUGUUUUUAAGGGGGAAGUAUUAACAGGAUUAAAAAACGAAAUAAUCGACAUGGGAAAAUUACGUCGGUUAGAGGUUCUGAAUUUCGAUUACUUUUUGAUUAAUCGUCCAGCCCUAGAUGAAAGCUUAUAAACAUUUUUUCCUUUGAAAUAAUGCACACUGAUAAAUUGUGCAAAAUAAGUAUUAAAAUGUAGUAAGGGGUAGUUCACUUUCUUCUUUGCAACAAAAAAAGAAGAUAUUUUGGGGUUCAAACAACAUUAGACCCCAUUUAAAAAACACUAAAAAUAUCUUUUUGUGUUCUGCAGUAGGGUUGUCAAUGUGUAAAUGCAGAUUUCAGUAAGCUUGCACUUUAUUUAUUGAUAGCCUUAGAAAUUGUGAAGUGAGGGCUCUUCUCUUGCUUUCUGUUUAUUGCCCAUUCACAAUCUGAAUACAAGUUUCAUUUAGAAGCACACUGCAAAGUUUCUGGACUGACAACCAUAUUUAAAUGCAUGAUUGAAUUGGAAUCUUCAGUGAUUGACAGUGAUAACCAAUGGAUGGUACAAAACAGGAAACAUUUUUUGGUCACACUUUAGAUCAGGGUCCAAUUCUCACUAUUAACCAGAGGUGUAAAGUACUUGAGUAAAUGUAAUUAGUUACUGUACUUAAGUAUCUUUUUGGCUACUUUGUAGUUGUACUGAGUAUCAAAGAUAUUGGCAACUUUUACUCUCUACUUGACUACAUUUUUGAGCAAGUAAAUGUACUCCACUACAUUUGUGAUGAGUAAUGCAAUUACAAAUUACAUUUUUGAUGGCAGCUAACUUUUUCUGCAGCAGUUUAUUUCUGAUAUAAAGAAGUGAUAUCACCAUCUAAGGGCAUUGAAGGUACUAUAUCUUGUGCAUUUUGACUUCACUCCCCCAAAACUUGUCAACAAGGCUACUUUACGUGAAUGUGAGUGCAUUAGCAGGUAGUUGCUGAUCGCAGAUGUUUUAUUUAUUAGAUGAGGAAAUGACUGCAGCUAGUGAUGAGGCUCAAACCAGCACAUACAGUAGACUUUGACUAUUUAAUUUUACUUAACAUUGUUUUAUUUAUCCGCUAAAUUGGCAAGACCGUUUCGAAGGAUAUUGGUUUACUUACGGCCUUUUUGUGCACUUGUAGACGUUUAAAAGGUUGUUGUGUCAACCUUGAUUUAUUGCAACAUUGAGGUGUUCAGUUUUGAUUUCUUGAUUUCUCAUCUUACAAAUCAAUUGUUUCUUAUUUUCACUGGCAUCUCUCUCAGGUGUUGAGGACUAAUGCAUCUCUGAACCUACAUUCAGCAUGAGUAAAAUACUUAAGUACUGUUAAAAUCAGAUACUUUAAGACUUUUACUCAAGUCGUAUUGGAAUUGGUUACUUGUAACUUGUAGUGGAGUCAUUUUCGAUGUAAGGUAUCAGUACUUUUACUCAAGUAUGGUUUUCAGGUACUCUUUACACCUCUGCUAUUAACUGACUAUUAACUAUGACUUUUGCCUCAAUAAACCCCUAAUUACUGCUUAUUAAUAGUUAAUAAAGUAGUUGUUAAGUUUAGGUAUUGGGUAGGAUUAAGGGAUGUAGAAUAUGGUCAUCCAGAAUAAGGCAUUAAUAUGUACUUUAUAAGUACUAAUAAACAGCCAAUAUUCUAGUAAUAUGCAUGCUAAUAAGCAACUAAGUUACUAGUGAGAAUUGGACCCUGACAUAAAGUAAUUAAUUGAACAGGUUUUGCUCUGGUACCAAAAUUGGUACUGAGAACCACAAAAUUUUUACUGGAAUUGGCACAGACUACUGAAUUUUUUGGUAGUGUGACAUCCCUAUUCUGCUGAAAAAGUAGUCAUACUGGUUGGGAAUGACAUGAUACAUUAGGGUGAGUAAUGUACGCAAGAUCCAAUUAAAUUUCAUGUAAACUUUAACCUGCAGUGCAUUAAAGCAUUUUAGAUUAUAAAUUUGUGGAUUAUAAGGUUUCAAAAUAUUGAGUAAGCAAUAAACACAUUUUUAAAAAUCAGAAAUUAGUUUGAAUAGCGUAUUAAGACGUUCACAAAUGUUAUUUUAGAUUUCAGCUCAGACAAUUACAGAGAUGCACUGACACUGUUAAAGUCACCACACAUUUCCUGCAUUCAUAUUUGAAGGACUCUUCUUGCCUUAAGGUUCUCUCCUAAUUUAACUGCCAUUGAAAUCACCUAAUUAUACACACAACUCAUGCUGGAACAUGUAUUUGUCGCACAGAGCUGUGAAAGAUUGUAGUUGAGAGUGUAGAGUUUCCUAUGGGAGCGUUAUUUGUGUGUUAUGUGUUUAAUAUCAUUAUAAACCUUUAGACCAAAGCCGUCCCUAGAGUGGUGCGUCUGGUCUCAGUGGCCUUGAAAUGACCCGCUGGCACUCGUACAACAACCUGUCUUGUGAUUUACAGUUCUGGAUAUAGCAAAUGCUGUACUUUCAUACAUGUUUGAUUCAUUAUCUUUUUUGUCCUGUAAUACAAUUGAUCUCUGUAUUUUUGUAGUUGAAAUUACUGGUGGUAGAUGUUCUGUGUUUUUUUCCCCUUUUCUAGUUUGUGUUAUUGUGAACUUUAAGGACUGUGACAAGGUUGAAACUGGAGCUGUAAUUUCAAUGUUUGUUGCCAAGUAUUACCACACAUGUCGUUUGUUCUGUGGUUUUAUGUUCUCGAAUGUAUUUGCAUUCAGUGCUUCUUGUCAGUCAGUGGCUGUCACGGUUUACACAGUUUGCACGGAAAGGAAAGCCACAGAUAAUCUGAUAAUACACAAACACUCAAAUAAAGACACUGAAGAAUUAGAGUUUGGACAAAAAUCGGAAAGAAACCGACAGGAAGUGUUUUAAUCUAAUAAGAAACAAAACCAAAGCAUAAACAAUCAAAAUAAUUUGAAUUCAAAAGUCACAGUUUAGGGCAUUCUGCACAGUAUUAAAAAAUAUUUGAUAAUUUUGCAUAAAUAAAAAUAGAGAAAAACAUACAAGCAUUUUUUUUUUUAAUGAGAUACACAAUACAUAAAUAUCUCACAGUACCCUAUUUUUCCAUUCAGGUUCUUUAACAAAUAAAAAGCAAAUGCUGAAACUUUUUUUUUGUAAUACAUUUUCAACUUUUACUGUAAUACAUGACGGUGUAUAUAAAAGAUCCUCUAGUGCAAGUAGAGAAAUCCAUCACCAAUUAAAAUUGAAUUUUUAUUCCACCUCCCUGCUGGAAUAAUUACCUAGGAGGAGUCCAAGAUAUUGAGCAGUAAAGUCAAGAAAAGUGACUUGACUUUUUUUGCCAAAUGACUUUUUAUGGUUUUGUUUACACCUCAUAUAUUCAAACAACAUGUGACCGCAGAUUUAAUAUUCCCUGGGUGUGACAAUUUGAAAAAAUGUCUUCUGCCACAAGUAGUUCUCUACUCUCAAGCACUUUAAGAAGUUUGAACAUGUUCAAAGACUGUCCAGCUGAAUGUGAUGGUUUGAUCCCAUUGUAAUGGCCAAAUUGUGUGGUGUGUGCACAUCUUUGUAAGCUUCUUGUGUUCAUGAUGUUUUGUGUGAACCUGUGAUCUGUUUUCAAUAAACCACUUACUUAACCAUUUA
Molecule: messenger RNA, 6452 nt
Organism: Ctenopharyngodon idella (grass carp)
Lineage: Eukaryota; Metazoa; Chordata; Actinopteri; Cypriniformes; Xenocyprididae
Gene: st3gal8
Product: ST3 beta-galactoside alpha-2,3-sialyltransferase 8
Exons: 8
Coding region: 434-1459 (341 amino acids)
Molecular function (GO): beta-galactoside (CMP) alpha-2,3-sialyltransferase activity
Source: RefSeq, a predicted model, not a curated record